This is a messenger RNA of Musa acuminata subsp. malaccensis (wild Malaysian banana), 1446 nucleotides long. RefSeq names its product sphingolipid delta(4)-desaturase DES1-like. The record is from RefSeq and is a predicted model, not a curated record. Gene Ontology annotation, biological process: ceramide biosynthetic process. Gene Ontology annotation, cellular component: membrane. Gene Ontology annotation, molecular function: sphingolipid delta-4 desaturase activity. NCBI's taxonomy places the organism in Eukaryota, Viridiplantae, Streptophyta, Magnoliopsida, Zingiberales, Musaceae.
AAUAUAGCGAGAACUAUCCCUCAAAUUGAAGGCCUCUCUCUCUUUUGCCUUUGGUGAGCGGCUAUCGAGGGAGGAGGAAACAGAGGAGCGCAGCAACGCAAAGGUAGAUAAGAGGCGGCGGCUCGUCGUCCUCUCCCAGGCUAAUUGGUCAUCGCGGGAGGUAGAAGAGAGGACGAGAGAGACGAAUGGGACUGGGAGGCGGAGAGGACCGUGAGGAAGGUGUAAUGGCGACGGAUUUUUUCUGGUCGUACACGGACGAGCCCCACGCCUCUCGCCGAAAGGAAAUCCUCGCUCGGCACCCCCAGAUCCGGGAGCUCUUUGGCCCCGACCCCUGGGCGUUCCUCAAGGUAAGUGCCGUUGUUCUUCUUCAGCUAUGGACGGCAACCUAUCUCCACGACGCAAGCUGGCUGAAGAUACUAGUAGUUGCAUAUUUCUUUGGCUCAUUCCUCAACCACAACCUUUUUUUGGCCAUCCAUGAGAUCAGUCACAACCUUGCGUUCUCAACUCCAUCCUACAACCGUUGGUUAGGGAUCUUGGCCAACCUUCCAAUUGGUGUCCCCAUGUCCGUUACAUUCCAAAAGUAUCACUUGGAGCACCAUCGCUACCAAGGUGUUGAUGGAAUGGAUAUGGAUAUUCCUAGCCACGUCGAGGCUCACGUUGUGACCAAUGCGAUAGCCAAAUCCAUAUGGGUCCUUUUCCAGCUAUUCUUCUAUGCUUUAAGACCAGUCUUUCUCAAACCAAAACCCCCUGGCCUAUGGGAAUUCACCAAUCUAACAAUCCAACUUGCACUUGAUGCCUCUCUGGUCUAUUUCUGGGGAUGGAAAUCCUUUGCAUAUCUAAUACUUGCAACAUUUGUCGGAGGGGGUGUGCACCCAAUGGCAGGCCAUUUCAUCUCCGAACACUAUGUCUUUAAUCCAGAGCAGGAGACUUAUUCAUAUUAUGGACCCUUAAAUCUCAUGACAUGGAGCGUGGGAUAUCACAACGAGCACCACGAUUUCCCCAGAAUACCGGGUACCAAGCUCUACAAGGUGAAAGAUAUUGCUCCCGAGUACUACGAGAACUUGAAAUCAUACAGGUCUUGGAGCCAGGUGAUCUACAUGUACAUCAUGGACCGCACGGUCGGACCCUUCAGCCGGAUGAAGAGAAAGGCACCGAAGAGUGCAGUGACCGUCAAGAAAGACGAGUAGGACCGCUGAUCACAACAAUCUUUGUUGCUUGACUUGAGAUUCCAUUUCUUUGAGCUGUUCAGAAUGCGCUAAUAUUGAUGGAUUCCACCACUUGUUUGUUCAUCAUCCUAGAAAGUAUAUUUCAGUGAUUUCUCUUUCUGUCUCUUGCUAUGGAUUUAGGAGAAGAUGCCAUUUUUUUUGUACCAUUUCCUGUACCCAUACUGGAUAACUGUUGACAACAAUUUGUUAGAAUUUGAUGCCAGAUUUUGUUUCCCCAUAA